This is a messenger RNA of Choloepus didactylus (southern two-toed sloth), 2227 nucleotides long. It is a transcript of the gene PARD6A, whose product is annotated as par-6 family cell polarity regulator alpha. The record is from RefSeq and is a predicted model, not a curated record. Gene Ontology annotation, biological process: establishment or maintenance of cell polarity; regulation of cellular localization; centrosome cycle. Gene Ontology annotation, cellular component: cell cortex; apical plasma membrane; nucleus. Lineage: Eukaryota; Metazoa; Chordata; Mammalia; Pilosa; Megalonychidae. The coding region runs from base 671 to 1708 and encodes 345 amino acids. Gene Ontology annotation, molecular function: protein kinase C binding. The transcript has 3 exons.
AAGAGCGUGCGGUUGGGCGGGACCUAAGGGCGAGGCCCCGCCCAUGCGCGUGCCUGCGCGUGCGCGCGAGCGACUCCUGCUCCGAAGCUCUGUGCGGGUCUCUGUACGAAUGCAGCGGGCCGGCAUUAGUGCCGCUCGUAAAGACCCGGGUGGCAAUGGGCAGAAAGGAGCCAUGGGUUGGCUAAGACAGAGCGGUAUCCGAGGGCGGACACCGCGUCCAAGUAUUGUACGAGCGAGUUGGUUCGCAACUACUUGGGCGCACGUGACCCCAAGGCGUUCAGCCAAUAUUUAUUCGGACUCAUUUUCCUCACCUACAAAAUGCACAGUCUUGUAAGACCAGCGAACAUGACAGGACACAGGGCGAGCUCUCACUCCCUCCCCUUUCCCCUCGGAUUGGCCAGGCCCCUCCUCCUCCAGAUUCCGGGGACGCGCGUACCGUAGCGUAAUGACGUAAGAGGAGGACUCUUUCCCAUCCUCAUCGCCGUUUCCUAGGAAACGUGGACUCUGCGUUCCACUCUCCGUCGCCGCCCCCGUGACGUCAUGGCCCGGAUAGGAGGGCGGGGCGAGCGCUAACUCCAGGGGCGGGGCGGCGCAGGCUGGCCAGCCGGGUUGUGCACCUGCGCCUCGGCGGGCCGCCUGGGGCACCAUCCCGGGCCCGCCCGGCCCCGCCAUGGCCAGGCCGCAGAGGACCCCGGCGCGCAGUCCCGACAGCAUCGUCGAGGUGAAAAGCAAAUUUGACGCCGAGUUCCGACGCUUCGCGCUGCCCCGCGCCUCGGUGAGCGACUUCCAGGAGUUCUCGCGGUUACUAAGAGCUGUGCACCAGAUCCCGGGCCUGGACGUGCUGCUUGGCUAUACGGAUGCUCACGGCGACCUGCUGCCCCUCACCAGCGACGACAGCCUGCACCGGGCUCUGGCCAGCGGACCCCCGCCACUGCGCCUGCUGGUGCAGAAGCGGGAAGCUGACUCCAGUGGCCUGGCCUUUGCUUCCAACUCCCUGCAGCGACGGAAGAAAGGGCUCCUGCUGCGACCAGUGGCACCUUUGCGCGCCCGGCCACCCCUGCUAAUCAGCCUGCCCCAAGACUUCCGUCAAAUUUCCUCUGUCAUAGACGUAGACCUACUGCCUGAGACCCACCGACGGGUGAGACUGCACAAGCAUGGUUCAGACCGCCCUCUGGGCUUCUACAUCCGAGAUGGAAUGAGCAUGCGUGUGGCUCCCCAGGGCCUGGAGCGUGUUCCAGGCAUCUUCAUCUCACGCCUGGUACGUGGGGGCCUGGCUGAGAGUACAGGGCUGCUGGCGGUCAGUGAUGAGAUCCUCGAGGUCAAUGGCAUUGAGGUGGCUGGGAAGACCUUGGACCAGGUGACGGACAUGAUGGUUGCCAACAGCCACAACCUCAUCGUCACUGUCAAGCCUGCUAACCAGCACAAUAACGUGGUGCGGGGAGUGCCAAGGCGUCUGGCAGGGCCUCCCUCUGUCCGGCUGGGGCCUGCUGAGCUUGAGAGUGAUGAUGACAGCAAUGACUUGGUCAUUGAGAACCGCCGACCUUCAUGUUCCAAUGGGCUGUCCCAGGGGCCCUCGUGCUGGGACCUGCGCCCUGGCCGACUACUUCCUGGUACCCGCAGCUCUCUGCCCUCCCUGGAUGAUCAGGAGCAGGCCAGCUCUGGUUGGAGGAGUAGCAUUCGAGGAGAUGGUAGUGGCUUCAGCCUUUGAUGGGCAGGGUCUUAGCCCCUUGCCAGUCGAGGUUGUGGGGCAAGACAGGGACUUCCCUGGUGGGGAUUUUUAGCUCGCUUAUAAGGCCCUCUCAGUCUGGGGGAACAUUAAAGGUUUUCUACAAAUGCACUCAUGGUUCUUCUGUGUACCAGCCCCAGCCUCCUCCCCAUUCCCUCAAGCAAGCCUGCUGCCCUGGACAUGAAACAGGAGUGAUGAGAGCAGCAGGAGACUUUCCUGCAGUCGAGCAGUAGGAGAGUCACCAGGUUUGGCAUUUGUAGGGUAAAAAAAGCUCUUAUGGAAGCAAACCCAGCUAUGUACAAAAAGUUUAAUUUUGACAAAGGAGGGAAGAGCUCAGGCUGGCCCUUCUGCAGCCCUCACUGGCUGGAAAGGGUGCUCUGGGAGUACUGCCUGCCCACCCCCCUGAAUUUGGACCUCUGCUCUACAGUGGGACUCAGCCCUGCCCUUUUUGUGGCCAUGCAGCAAUCCUUAGCAUGGAUCCCCUCCCUUUACCCCCCUCAC